AUGCCAGCGGACGGGAGGCGGCGCGGCCCCGGCGAGCAGCUGUACGGCCACCAACGAGCUGCUGCGUGGCUCUCGGCGACAGGGUGGGCGGGUGCGGUCCCUCGCGAUGGAGGCACAGCGCUGCCUGCGGCGAGCAUCCCCCACUCUAGGAAGGCCCAGCUGCCCAUUCACAAGCCAGGUGCCUCUGCAGCCCAAAAUCACCAACCAACCCAAAGCUUUCUUUGCUGCCUGCCGCGGCGCGUCGCAACCCGGGCCGCCAAGAUAGGGUCGGAAAGCCCCGCCGCCGACGGCGUCGGCGACCCAGCGCGCAAGCGGCCCAGCGGCAGCGAUGGCCCCACCCCGGCGCCCGCCGACAAGCGCCGCCGCCCGGAGCACCCCUCCUCCUCCUCCGCGGGCUCCCUUGACCGCCACCAGCCCCACCACCACCAACCCCACGGCCGCCGCCCGCCGUCUUCCUCGGCCGAGGAGAAGGUGCGCGCCUCCCACAUCCUGAUCAAGCACGAGGGCUCCCGCCGCAAGGCCUCGUGGCGGGAUCCCGAAGGCCUGGCCAUCUCGGCCACGACCCGCGACGACGCGGCCGACCUCGCGCGCGCGCUCCGCGACCAGAUCGUCUCCGGGGACCGCAAGUUCGAGGACAUCGCCGCCGAGAACUCCGACUGCAGCUCGGCCAAGCGCGGCGGUGACCUCGGUUCAUUUGGAAGGGGUAAGAUGCAGAAGGCUUUUGAGAAGGCUGCGUUCGCUCUGAAGGUGGGGGAGAUAAGUGACGUGGUUGAUACAGAGAGCGGGGUGCACAUCAUCAAGAGGACUGGCUGA
This is a messenger RNA of Miscanthus lutarioriparius, 813 nucleotides long. The record is from the annotation of a GenBank genome assembly. Lineage: Eukaryota; Viridiplantae; Streptophyta; Magnoliopsida; Poales; Poaceae.